GCAUCGCUUUACUAUGAUGCAUCGACGAUGGCGUCUCUGAAUCCCUUUUCUCUGGCUGCCCUCAACCGAUUUCGAGCAUACAAGCCCCCGCCGUUCCCGCUGUGGGAUGCCCUCCCUGCGCGCAAGAGAGCGGCCAUCUUGGUGCUCUUGUUUGCGGAUCGAUGGGGCGACCUGAGGGUUGUCAUCACCAUGCGCGCGGCCAGCCUGAGGAGCUUCUCGGGCCACGCCGCGUUGCCGGGAGGGAAAGCAGAUAGCAAAGAAGAAACACCAUACCAGAUUGCGCGACGGGAGGCGUACGAAGAGAUUGGCCUCCCCAUGGACGAUAAUCGAAUCCCCAAACCGUUUCGCAUAGAGCAGCUCUGUGAUCUCCCGCCGUCUUUGGCUCGGACGCAUCUUGUGGUGACUCCCUGCGUCGCAUUCCUCCACGCGGAUCGCACCUCUCCGGACUCGCCUCCCGCUUUGGUUGAAGACUCCAUGAUCCCCCGGCUGGAUGCCCGCGAGGUCGCCGCUGUAUUCAGCGCUCCUUUCUACAAUUUUCUCAAGAUGAACGAUCUACCGCCUCGACACGGCGAGACGCUGCCGCCGGGUCACUGGUAUGACGGCGCAUGGACAAACUACAAGGGGGUGCAGUGGAGGGUGCACAACUUUUACGUGCCAGUGAACAACCAGAAGGUCUCAAGGCCUAGAAGGGGGAGCGCAGCGCAGAUAGAGCUGGCGGACCAGCUGGAAGUAAGCCAGGACCACGAAGGCCGGUUCAAGGUCUGGGGUUUGACUGGUAGGGUGUUGGUCGACGCAGCGAGGAUUGCGUACAAUGAGGAGCCCGAAAUGGUGCACAAUGUUGAUUUUGGCGAUUUUGAUGUGAUCAAAAUUGCCCAGGAGGAGGGCGCGCUG
This is a messenger RNA of Trichoderma virens Gv29-8, 891 nucleotides long. RefSeq lists its product as uncharacterized. The record is from RefSeq and is a predicted model, not a curated record. Gene Ontology annotation, molecular function: coenzyme A diphosphatase activity; acetyl-CoA hydrolase activity. The transcript is spliced from 3 exons. Lineage: Eukaryota; Fungi; Ascomycota; Sordariomycetes; Hypocreales; Hypocreaceae. The annotation marks the transcript as partial. Gene Ontology annotation, biological process: coenzyme A catabolic process.